AUACUGUUUCCAUGAAGUUAACCUAAACUCAAAUCAUAAAAGGCAUUAAAUUUUGUCCAUUUCAACCAAUUCCAUGAAUGAAACUUUGAUUUCCAGAUUGACAACAAAAAUAACAAAGAAAGUAAUAACAUGAUUUCCAGAUUUUCAUGAUUGGACCUAAACGGAUUGCGUGGUACUUCUAAAUAGAAAAGUUUAGAGUUUCAAUUCAUGCCAAAAAUGAAAUCUUUCUUUAACUUUUUUUGUUGGGUACAGAUGAGUGAGAUAACUCACAACCCCAGGUUUCUUCACAGAAAAGCACGCCUAAAUUGGUGGCUGAAAUUGGAAAUUGAGCCGCCAAAAUAACUAACUGCUUCUUCUUUCUUCUUCUUCCGCUUCUUCACCCCCAAAAUCCAAAGCAUAACAGAACCACCGCCACUGCCACCAUAACAACCGCGGAGCUCUCUCCCCGAGCCCAAUCACCAAACCCAUUGCGAUUCCAGUCCCGUCUUUAAUUAACAGCCGAUCAGUUCAACACAGCGCCUCGCAUUUCAGCCACCAAUUUAGGCGUGCUUUUCUGUGAAAGAAAGCUGGGAGUUAACUCAGUCUUGAACUCAGUAGAUAAAGGUUUCAGGCUUAGUGAUACUUCAAAGAAGUUAGGGGAGAAGUUUGCUACAGGAGCUUUUGUUGUUAAGGUCAACAUUCAUUAGUGACCAAGAUCUAAGGGUUGCAGUGUGAGUGUAUCCACAAGGAAACAAAUUAGACUGCUGCUCUGGUAAUCUGGCAUAUCGCUCUUCGGUUCCUUCAUUUACUGCAAUUAGCUGGUAUUGGUCCAGCAGACAAGCCAACCAAACGGCUGACGUCAUAGCGACUUUGGCUUCCAGGUGGAUGUGUCGUCAUGAUGGGAGACCAAUCCACCUUCCUCCUUUACAAACCUGUGGUUGUUUGAUAGUUCCCACAUCAGCCCUCACGAUCCUGUUCCUUGGGGUUUUGAUGUUGUCAUGUUUCAGUUGUAGAGGGAUAAAGGACAGCAAUGUUCAAAGAGUGGAAUCCCGUCAGAUUAUCCCGGAGUGCCACAGAAGACUGAAGCAAAGGACUCUGAAAAAUAGAAGAACCACCAAGAAGGCAAGAAUGGAGGAGAAGGAAAACUGGGACCUAUCUACAAUUUUAUUAUGUGAUCAAAGUGCGUAAGCACACAUAUGUUCUUUUGGAACAUUUUUGUUGCCGAAGUGCACAAUGCUAUUUUUGUAUUUGGAGCGGACCAUGCAAUUGAAAAAGCUCCCAAAGUACCUGCUACAAUAGUAGAGGAAGUUAAUCAAGAGCAUGCUGAUGCAUUUGAUUCUAAGGAUGAAGGACUCGCAUACGAAAAAUUUCAUAUGUGAAGAUAUCUUGAUUAACAUUUUAGCAAGACUGCCUGCCAAAUCCCUCGUACGGUUUAUGUGUGUAUGCAAGUCAUGGAGUAAUUUGAUUGGCAGCUCAAGCUUUAUUACCACACAUCUCAACAGGAACAUCAAAAAUCAUGAUCAUCUCUUCCUAAUUUCUCACCACUAUUAUAGAGGCGGCCGCUCACUCAUCUCACUUUCUUCUAAUGAAACAUUUGAGCAGUGCUUGGAGUUACAACAUCCCUCGUGGACCAAAGAACGCUGUAGAGUAUAUGGUUCAAGCAAUGGUUUAGUUUGUAUUUCUGAUCAAAAAUUGAGUUCAACGAGUUCUAUAUGCAUAUGGAACCCAUCUAUUAGAAAAUCUAUAUCUCUUCCCAAGACCUGCAUCCCAGAUCAUAGCCGCUUAUUUUCAAGAAGCUAUCUGUCAUUCUGCUUUCACCCAAAUCAUAAUGAUUACAAGGUGGUAAAGAUGUUGCAUGAACGGAAAAAGCGUUCCAUGGAAGUUGAGGUGUAUAGUCUUAGCACCAACUCCUGGAAGAUGAUUGAAAUUACUCCUUGGUUUAAUUCUACAUGGAAUUUCAUAGGUCAUGAGGUUUGCAAUGGAAUAGUAUAUUGGCUGAUUUUUGAAGAUUAUUAUAGGAUUGUGUCCUUUGAUACAAGGAGCGAAAAAUUUGAUGAGUUGGUGGUUCCAGAUCCCAUACCGCCUGUUAAGGGUGAUGUCAUUAUUCAACUGUACAAGGAAACCAUAUGCCUGCUUCAAGGUCAUAAGGACGUUGAUUUAUGGGUUCUGCAAGAAGGGUCUUUUCAAAGGCUGCGUACUAUUUUUCUGCCUGAAGCAAAUAAUUUCCGACUAAUAGGCUUAUUUACAGAUAAUGGACUCUUGGUAAAAGAACAAUCAAGAUUCACUGACCUCAAGCUACAGUUGUUUGAUCUUGAAUCCAACCAGCUUAAAAGUACCGGAAUCCUUAUGUGCGAUCGUAAGCGCCAUACUUACAUAGAAAGUCUAGUUCUACUCGAUCAUUGAAAUUCAUUUUUACAUACAACUGUUGGAUUAUUAUUUAUUCAUCUUCAUGAUCUCUUCCAUUUUGUUUCUCAAUCCUUUCCUUUGCCUUGUGUUUACUUCUCAUAACCUGUUAAGUGGUGAUUUUGUCUACGCUGGCACAAAAGUUAUUCAUCAUGCCUAUUAGGUUUUGAAAUAAUGCACGUGUUGAACAGUAAU
Rosa chinensis is the source of this 2577-nucleotide messenger RNA. RefSeq names its product F-box protein CPR1-like. The transcript has 8 exons. Gene Ontology annotation, molecular function: protein binding. The record is from RefSeq and is a predicted model, not a curated record. Bases 1300 to 2382 code for a protein of 360 amino acids. NCBI's taxonomy places the organism in Eukaryota, Viridiplantae, Streptophyta, Magnoliopsida, Rosales, Rosaceae.